AGCAGCGCCGGGCCAGGGCAAGGCCAGGGAAGGCAGGUCUGCAGCCGGCGGGGCGGGAGGCUGGCUGAUAGAAACCUACCCGGUUUCGGAACGGCCGGAGGCGCCCAGCCCGCCGAGUUCGCGAUGACCUGCUGAGAAGCUUCGUUGGAGGCUGCAGGAGGCGGCCUCGCUGCAGGCGGUGCGGUUCGCGGCCUCCUCCCUCGUCUUACUGAGCCCCGGCCCCCCACCCAUCCCCGCGCCCCCUCCCUGCCGCCAGCCGAGAUGGCGGAUCCAGCCGAAUGCAGCAUCAAAGUGAUGUGCCGGUUCCGGCCCCUCAACGAAGCGGAGAUUCUCCGAGGGGACAAAUUCAUCCCAAAAUUUAAAGGCGAUGAGACCGUGGUGAUUGGGCAAGGGAAGCCAUAUGUCUUCGACAGAGUGCUGCCUCCCAGCACGACCCAAGAGCAGGUUUACAAUGCGUGUGCAAAGCAAAUUGUCAAAGAUGUCCUUGAAGGUUAUAACGGGACGAUUUUUGCGUAUGGACAGACUUCAUCAGGAAAAACACACACCAUGGAGGGGAAGCUACAUGACCCUCAACUCAUGGGGAUCAUCCCAAGGAUCGCGCACGACAUCUUUGACCACAUCUAUUCCAUGGAUGAAAACCUGGAGUUUCAUAUCAAGGUUUCCUAUUUUGAGAUCUACUUGGACAAAAUCAGGGACUUAUUGGAUGUAUCCAAGACGAACUUGGCUGUUCAUGAAGACAAAAACAGAGUCCCGUAUGUAAAGGGGUGCACCGAGCGCUUUGUGUCAAGCCCUGAGGAAGUCAUGGAUGUGAUAGAUGAAGGCAAAGCAAACCGACACGUGGCUGUAACAAAUAUGAAUGAACACAGCUCGAGAAGUCACAGUAUCUUCCUGAUCAAUAUUAAACAAGAGAAUGUAGAGACCGAAAAAAAGCUCAGUGGGAAGCUGUAUCUGGUUGAUUUGGCCGGGAGCGAAAAGGUCAGCAAGACUGGUGCCGAGGGAGCUGUUCUCGACGAAGCUAAAAAUAUCAAUAAAUCUUUGUCUGCUCUUGGAAACGUGAUCUCUGCCUUGGCAGAAGGGACAAAAACACACGUACCAUAUCGGGACAGCAAGAUGACUCGAAUUCUUCAGGACUCUCUGGGUGGGAACUGUAGAACCACCAUCGUUAUUUGCUGCUCUCCUUCUGUCUUCAAUGAGGCUGAGACCAAGUCAACACUGAUGUUUGGGCAAAGGGCUAAGACCAUCAAGAAUACAGUCUCCGUGAACCUGGAACUGACAGCGGAAGAAUGGAAGAAGAAAUAUGAAAAAGAGAAAGAGAAAAACAAGACUCUCAAGAAUGUUAUCCAGCAUCUGGAGAUGGAGCUAAACAGAUGGAGAAAUGGAGAAGCUGUGCCUGAGGAUGAACAGAUCAGUGCUAAAGACCAGAAGACCUUGGAGCCCUGCGAUAACACCCCCAUCAUAGACAAUAUUGCUCCUGUUGUUGCUGGCAUCUCUGCAGAGGAGAAAGAGAAGUACGACGAGGAGAUCUCCAGUCUCUACAGACAACUGGAUGAUAAGGAUGAUGAAAUUAACCAGCAGAGCCAGCUGGCUGAAAAGCUAAAGCAACAGAUGUUGGAUCAGGACGAGCUUUUGGCUUCCACAAGAAGAGAUUAUGAGAAGAUCCAGGAAGAACUGACACGUCUCCAGAUUGAAAACGAGGCAGCCAAAGAUGAAGUGAAAGAAGUUCUCCAGGCUCUGGAAGAGCUGGCUGUCAAUUAUGACCAGAAGUCCCAGGAAGUAGAGGACAAGACCAGGGCCAAUGAGCAGCUGACAGAUGAGCUGGCCCAGAAGACGACUACAUUGACAACCACACAGAGAGAGCUGAGCCAGCUACAAGAGCUUAGCAACCACCAGAAGAAGAGGGCUACUGAGAUCCUGAAUUUGCUGUUGAAGGAUCUGGGGGAGAUAGGUGGAAUUAUCGGCACCAAUGAUGUGAAGACUUUGGCAGAUGUGAACGGAGUCAUUGAGGAGGAAUUCACCAUGGCCCGCCUGUAUAUCAGCAAGAUGAAGUCGGAGGUUAAAUCCCUGGUGAACCGCAGCAAACAGCUCGAGAGCGCCCAGAUGGACUCCAACAGGAAGAUGAAUGCCAGUGAGCGGGAGCUGGCAGCCUGCCAGCUGCUCAUCUCCCAGCAUGAAGCCAAGAUCAAAUCCCUGACAGAUUACAUGCAGAACAUGGAACAGAAGAGGAGGCAGCUGGAAGAGUCCCAAGACUCACUUAGUGAAGAGCUGGCCAAACUCCGAGCCCAAGAAAAAAUGCACGAAGUCAGCUUCCAGGAUAAGGAAAAGGAACACCUGACCCGACUGCAGGACGCUGAGGAAAUGAAGAAGGCGCUGGAGCAGCAGAUGGAGAGUCACCGGGAAGCUCACCAGAAGCAGCUGUCCAGACUUCGAGAUGAGAUCGAGGAGAAGCAGAAAAUCAUCGAUGAGAUGCGGGAUUUGAAUCAGAAGCUGCAGCUAGAGCAGGAGAAGCUCAGUUCUGAUUAUAACAAGCUGAAAGUGGAAGACCAAGAGAGGGAAAUGAAGCUGGAGAAGCUCUUAUUGCUCAAUGAUAAAAGGGAACAAGCCAGAGAGGACCUCAAGGGGCUGGAGGAGACAGUGUCUCGAGAAUUGCAGACUCUUCAUAACCUCCGGAAACUCUUUGUCCAGGAUCUGACUGCCCGGGUCAAGAAGAGUGUAGAGCUGGACAACGAUGAUGGAGGGGGCAGUGCUGCCCAGAAGCAGAAAAUUUCCUUCCUGGAAAAUAACCUGGAGCAGCUCACGAAGGUUCACAAACAGCUGGUCCGGGACAAUGCAGACCUGCGCUGUGAGCUGCCCAAGCUGGAGAAGCGGCUGCGUGCCACGGCGGAGCGUGUCAAGGCCCUGGAGAGCGCGUUGAAGGAGGCCAAGGAGAACGCCAUGCGGGACCGCAAGCGCUACCAGCAGGAGGUGGAUCGCAUCAAGGAGGCUGUUCGAGCCAAGAAUAUGGCCAGGAGGGCCCACUCAGCCCAGAUUGCCAAGCCCAUCCGCCCUGGACACUACCCAGCAUCAUCUCCAACGGCCGUCCACGCCAUCCGAGGGGGAGGAGGAGGCUCUUCAAACUCCACUCAUUACCAGAAAUAAAUGCGAAAUACGGCUCUCCACGCAGCAUGUCAAGGACUACAUUAAUCACCAAUUCCUAUAUAUUUUUUUCCCCUCCUACACAAAAUUUCCAUUUUCUUUUACAUUUGUUUACCCCAGCCAUCUGCAGUACACCAGUUUCAGAUAUUUGAGCUGUGUAGAAUUUCUGUGUGUAGAGGUGUGUGCUUGGACUUUUCCUGAGAAAUCUGAAGGGGACACUAACAGAAGAUCCACUUACCCCUGGGAACCAUUGCCAGGACUCGGCUUCGGGGUGCUGGGUGGUCUCUGGGCAGUCCCUGGAGCCUCCUCUCUCCAUAGUGCACAGUCCCAGCAAACGCCCUCCAUCCCAUUCCCUGGGGGGAACAUCCAAGUGCCCUGGAGGCGGGGAAUCACGCUCCACUGCACCUGUCUGGUCUCCUGUAAAAUAAACAUAUUACUUUAUAUUUUUAGGGAACAACAACAAAAAAGUGCUGCUAUAAGGUUCAAAAUUUUCAUUCUGAACACUUUUCUGAAACAAAUUACCCCAAAGAAGCAUUUUGAAUAUCCCGGUCACAUCUUUGGAUCUGUGAAAUACACUUUUAGUAGGGCACCUGUUAAAAUGCAAAACAAAUUUCUUCAAGGCAGAAAAACAAUCUGACAGUAGCAAUGUAGAAUUUGUUCAUUCAAACACAUCUAUGUAAAUGUGAAAAGUCAUAAAAUUCACCUGAGCUGCUUGCUAGUGAACCUGCAGCGACUAGUCUCAGCCAGCCCACUUUGAACAUCCUUUCUUCAGGAGUGUUGAAAAUGCUGCAAAGUUGGGUGAUUGGAAAUGGGGUGGCCCCCUCCUCGCUUCCUCCUCCCUGACCCUACUGGAGCUCGCAUUGCGGAUGGCUUCUUCCUGUAGGGAACCAUCUUAAGCCUUGAGGGGGUACUGCUGAUGAAAUCCAGGAUCAUUCAUUCCCACAGUUGAAAAAGGAAGCCCUCCGGCAGGGGAGUAAUUGACAAAUAUUUGUGCCUGUGAAUAAGUUGCUGUAAGUUGUUAUGUUAACCCUUCAUUGCGGAUUGUUUUUUUGAGUUUGCUCUGUGGCUUCAAAUUGAUAGAUUUCAUCUUCUUAAGCAGAAUUAGAAGAACUCAGUAUGGAUGGAUUUUUUUUUUUUUUUUACAUUUAACUAUUGGUUUAUUUAACACAUGAAUUUAAAGCUGAAUCAACUCUUACUUCCAGUUGUGGAUUUUAGAAUGAUUGAUUUCCAAGUAGUAAAGUCUUCAGGGAAGCUGACAAAGGUUCAAUUAACUUGGUCUUGUGUGCUGCUACUAGUUUUGACAAAUUGGAGGGUAAGUCAGUGACGACCAGACUAAUCUCAGUGAAAACAUCCAUCCUAUCUCUGUGCCUGCCCACGAUGAGGAAGCUGGCACUGUCCCUGCUGCUGUCACCACAGGAAUGAAAUGUAGGCCGGGUAGACAUGGAGUUUUCUCUUUGCUGUGUGAGUCGUAGUUGAAGUGUGUGUGUGUGUGUGUGUGUGUGUGUGUGUGUAAAGCACUGAGGACUGUGAAUUAACUUCCAGACUUUUCUUGUGUAAAAUUUCCCUAACACAGCAAAGCUGCUUUGACUUAAUUUAUUUGUUAAAUGUUGCACUUUGUUUAUGUGUUUUGGUUUUUUUUG
Lynx canadensis (Canada lynx) is the source of this 4772-nucleotide messenger RNA. RefSeq names its product kinesin family member 5C (gene KIF5C). The transcript is spliced from 26 exons. Gene Ontology annotation, molecular function: microtubule motor activity; ATP binding; microtubule binding. Bases 262 to 3135 code for a protein of 957 amino acids. Gene Ontology annotation, biological process: microtubule-based movement. NCBI's taxonomy places the organism in Eukaryota, Metazoa, Chordata, Mammalia, Carnivora, Felidae. The record is from RefSeq and is a predicted model, not a curated record.